Rhinocladiella mackenziei CBS 650.93 is the source of this 1572-nucleotide messenger RNA. RefSeq lists its product as uncharacterized. The record is from RefSeq and is a predicted model, not a curated record. Lineage: Eukaryota; Fungi; Ascomycota; Eurotiomycetes; Chaetothyriales; Herpotrichiellaceae. Gene Ontology annotation, biological process: plasma membrane lactate transport. Bases 1 to 1572 code for a protein of 523 amino acids. The transcript has 4 exons. Gene Ontology annotation, cellular component: plasma membrane. Gene Ontology annotation, molecular function: secondary active monocarboxylate transmembrane transporter activity.
AUGCGCAACUACAUGGCAGCAGGGUGGUUCUAUUCACCCAAGCAAAUUGGGCGUUAUAUCCUCACGCGACCUACCAGCCUGAAGCCGCCCAGGACUCGAUUGCGAAAUCCAUACCACAUUCUCAAAGAGCUUGACAAACACCAAUGGCUCAUGUUUCUUGCAGGCUUCCUAGGAUGGACAUGGGAUGCUUUUGAUUUCUUCACCGUGUCACUUACCAUUACUGAAAUUGCGAAGGACUUUGGUGUGCAAAACUCCGAAGUCUCAUGGGGUCUCACCGUUACACUAAUGUUGCGCUCGGUGGGUGCCCUGAUAUUCGGUACUGUGUCUGAUAGAUAUGGACGAAAAUGGCCGAUGAUCAUCAACUUGGGUCUCUUCAUCAUUUUGGAGUUGGCUUCUGGUUUCUGUCAUACUCUACCACAAUUUCUCGGUGUUCGCUCUCUCUACGGCAUUGCUAUGGGCGGUCUCUUUGGUCCCGCUGCAGCAACAGCUCUGGAGGACUUACCCUAUGACGCUCGUGGACUCCUUUCCGGCCUCUUUGAGCAGGGAUAUGCAACUGGAUAUUUGCUGGCAUCGAUAUUCUACCGUGCCCUUGUUCCAACAACUUCCCAUGGUUGGCGAUCGCUCUUCUGGUUCGGCGCCGCACCCCCGGUCUUCAUCAUUGCCUUCCGCUGGUGGCUUCCGGAAACAAAUGCAUUUCAAGUCAUGGCUGCCGAGCGAGAGGCGCAACUCAUUGCCGAAAAAGAGAGUGCAGGACAAACCCACGUCAAAGCAGCAGCUUUCAAAGCCUGGAUCAGAGCUUCUGGCACCGCAAUCGCACAAAACUGGGUGUUAUUCAUUUAUCUCGUGAUCUUGAUGACCGGAUUUAACUCUUGCAGCCAUGGCAGUCAAGAUUUCUACCCUACAUUCCUCAAACAACAGGUCCUGCUUGGCCCAACGGAUGUCACCGUCAUCAGUGUAGUCGGUCAGAUUGGUGCGCUUAUUGGUGGAACCACCUUGGGCUACGUCAGCACCUUUUUUGGCCGUAGACUUACUAUGCUGGUUACUUGCUUUGUCGGCGGGGCUCUGGUGCCCGCAUAUAUCAUACCGCGAGAUAUGAGUCUCGUGGCGUCCGCCUUUUUCUUACAAUGGUGUGUCGGAGGAAUCUGGGGGCCCAUUCCAAUACAUCUGAUGGAAUUGGCCCCGGAGGCUCUCAGAACUACAGCGGUUGGAUUCACCUAUCAACUUGGAAAUCUUGCAUCUUCUGCCUCUGCCACGAUUCAAUCGGUGGUCGGCGAGAGAUACCCAUUGCCACCCUACAACGGAAUCGAAAGGUUUGAUUAUGGCAAAGUCAUUGCUAUUUUUAUGGGCGCCGUUUGGGCUUAUCAAGCCCUCUUCCUCUUUCUGGGGCCGGAGAUGAGUGAAGCUGAACGAGCCGAAUACGCCGCGCAAGCAAAUGAGCUCGAAAGAUUGCGCAAGCAAGGCGUAGGCUUGAAAGAUAUUGGAGUCGAAAGAGUCAGAACAAAGCAGUCCGGCAGGGAGGAACCAGUUAUCACCGAAAAGCCGACCGCAAGCGAACGCCUUGAAAGUUCUUAG